Stylophora pistillata is the source of this 1775-nucleotide messenger RNA. RefSeq lists its product as uncharacterized. Gene Ontology annotation, molecular function: protein binding. NCBI's taxonomy places the organism in Eukaryota, Metazoa, Cnidaria, Anthozoa, Scleractinia, Pocilloporidae. The record is from RefSeq and is a predicted model, not a curated record.
UUCUUCGUGCGAGACGAUCACGAUCCAAAACAGCAGUGAAAAGACAAAUAAUACCAUCAAUCAGCAUUAUUUGUUCCUCAAGGCACUGGGACAAGCCUCGCUGAAAACAGAAAGAGAUACCAGUCUUCGCUCAGGAUAGAGGAUCACGUACUUCCUUGCCAUUCAGUAUAUUGGGUUCAAACAAGAAAUGGCCGCUGUAUUUGAAUACACGGAAGAGCAGCUAAAUUACUUCAGGAUUUGUUACGUUGUCACUGAUAUUAUAACAGAGGGUCUGCGAACAAUCUUUAAACAAGAAUGGGACAGUCGCCACAAGACAAGACUAGGAGAAUGGAAUGAUCAACCUAAAAAUGGACUGGACUUUUGGAAUGGGGAGUCUCCUAAGAGGAGAAGCAAAAACGCUCGGCUGUUAUCAAUCAUGAGGAAUGGCGAUAGAGCUGAUUGGGAUUGUACCAUGCUGUUUUACGCUAUUCGUUUUUCAGAUUGUAUCCACGGUCUCAAUUCAGUGGUUCGAUCAAACAUAGAUGAUCUAAGAAAUACUCGGAAUGAAAUCGCACAUGACGAAGCAGGCCAACUCUCUGACGGAGAUUUCAAUUUUGUUAUAUCGCGGGUGAAAACUGCAUUCGUCGCCCUCGGUCUUCCCACAUUAAAAAUCGAUGAAGUCCAAAAUCAAACAACCUUCCCCACAGAGGAGUUAAGUGCAGUUUUAAGGGAGGUUAACAACCUGAGACAAAAACUUAAAGAGAAGGAAAAGGAACUUCAAGUAAAAGAAGAACAGAGGCUUGCCUUGCAAGAACAGUUACACGCAGAUGUCUCUCCAUUUUGCAUUCUCCCUCCUAAACCAACACACGACAUCGCUGCUCGAGAAUCUGAAGUUGAUGAAAUUAUGCGAAACCUGCAAACAUUAAAACGCACCGAUGAUGGGAUGAGCAUACUGUAUUUGUCAGGAAAUCCAGGAAGUGGCAAAUCUCAGCUGGCCCGUUUAGCAGCCAAGCGAUUCUACGACGAAGUCAAAGAAACACCUUCCGCAGCUUCAUUUGUCAUGACACUGAAUGCUGAAAGCCCAGAAACAAUUUUGAAUUCGUAUGUCGUAAAACGAGUUGAGCUGGGCAAAACAGAUCAAGCAAAAGACUACCAUAAUCAUGCACUGGAGAUUCGUCUAAAGAAGCUGGGACCUGAUCAUGUUGAUGUUGCAGGCUCUUACAACAAUCUAGCCUCUUACAAUAAUCUGGGUAAUUUACACAGUAACCUGGACAAAACAGAUCAAGCAAAAGACUACUAUAAUCAUGCACUGGAGAUUUAUCUGAAGAAGCUUGGACCUGAUCAUGUUAAGGUUGCAAACUCUUACAACAAUCUGGGUAAUUUACACAGUGACCUAGGCGAAACAGAUCAAGCAAAAGGCUACUAUAAUCAUGCACUGGAGAUUUAUCUGAAGAAGCUUGGACCUGAUCAUGUUAAGGUUGCAACCUCUUACAACAAUCUGGGUCGUGGCAGUACAGACCCUACAGCGUUCGGUCCAUUCAAACCCAAUGAGGGCCAAUAUGCCCCAAGACAGUUUGAGCAACCGAUCCUUCAAGAAGCUGUUAUCGAGUACAUCAAAGCAGUAGAUGACGAUUUUGAAGAUGAAUGUAUAUGUUCUUACAACAGUCUGGAUAGUUUACACAGUGCGCUGGGCGAAACAGAUCAAGUAAAAGACUACCAUAAUCGUGCACUGGAGAUUCGUUUGAAAAGGCUAGGACCUGAACAUGUUAAUGUUGCAGGUUCUUACAACAAUCUGG